This is a messenger RNA of Cornus florida, 1410 nucleotides long. RefSeq names its product cytosolic sulfotransferase 15-like. Gene Ontology annotation, biological process: sulfation. NCBI's taxonomy places the organism in Eukaryota, Viridiplantae, Streptophyta, Magnoliopsida, Cornales, Cornaceae. Gene Ontology annotation, cellular component: cytoplasm. The coding region runs from base 111 to 1106 and encodes 331 amino acids. The transcript is spliced from 2 exons. The record is from RefSeq and is a predicted model, not a curated record. Gene Ontology annotation, molecular function: sulfotransferase activity.
ACAUGACUAAGAAAUGACCCUCUCUAUAUAUUCAUGGUUAUCAUGAACACAGAGUACUACUAUCUCGCCUAGCUUGUGUAUAUUUUUCACAUCCACACUGAUAUAUAUCAAUGGAGCAAAAAGAUGUCCCCAGAAGCUGCAUCUCAAUGGAAGCUGAUCAAGAAGAUGAGUUCCUGCAAACUCUCCCUAGAGAGAGAAUCUGGGAAGGCACUCCUUAUCUCUACCACUUCCAAGGCUUUUGGUGUCCAUCUUGGGCAUUCCAUGGUGUGAUCUCCUUCCAGAAACACUUCCAAGCACGUGACACCGAUCUAAUCAUAGCCAGUGUCCCCAAAUCAGGCACCACUUGGUCCAAGGCCCUCGCGUUCGCCAUUGUGAACCGAAACCGCUAUGGUUUCACAGCCAACCCUUUGCUCACUGCCAACCCUCAUGACCUUGUACCCUUCUUGGAGAUGGAUCUCUACUUGGACAAAAACAACCUCCCAAACCUCGAGGAUCGAAGUGACCCGAGAAUUCUCGCAACCCACCUACCAUACGCAUCACUACCAGUUUCUAUUAAAGACUCGGGCUGUCGCAUUGUGUACGUGAGUCGAAACCCUUUUGAUCAGCUCAUCUCCCACUGGCAUUUCUUACUCAAACGUUCCCAAGAAGAGGCGGGUCCAUUAGUUCCAUUAGAGCAUUUUUUUGACAUGUAUUGCAAGGGAGUUCACAGUAACGGACCCUUUUGGGACCAUGCUUUAGGGUACUGGAACGCGAGCUUGGAGAACCCUAAUAAGGUGUUGUUCUUGAAAUAUGAAGAUAUGAAAGAGGAUGUCAACUUGGGUUACCUUAAGAAGCUGGCUGUGUUCUUGGGCUUCCCUUUCUCGGCCGAUGAAGAGAGAGAUGGUGUGAUAGAACAAAUUUCAAGGUUGUGUAGUUUUGAAAAUCUCAAGGUUCUGCAAGCUAACAAUACCGGAAAGAUGAAAGGAGGGUUUCAAAAGAGUUCACUUUUUAGGAAAGGCGAGGUCGGAGAUUGGGUCAAUUAUCUAACUCCUUCCAUGGCCGAGCGUUUGAAGAAUCAGGUGGAAGAGAAGUUGGCUGGUUCUGGCCUCACUUUCAAGGCUUCUUAAUGACCCAACUAAUUCUGGUGCUUGCUCAAUGUUAGCUAUUAAAUGUUGCAUGUUAAACAUGGUGAACCGAGUGAUACGGUCAGUACCCGUUCCAAGGUUGAGGUUAGCAGUGAGGGACCACCAUCCGAACUCAUCUACUCUUACGAUCCAGUUCAGGGUAGAAGUUUUAUGUAUUACUUCAGUUUCAGUUUUUAUUUACUUUUGACGUUGAACUCUCAGGGUUAUAUUUAGGGAUCCUUGACAUAGGAUUUCCAAGUUGUAACGAAGUACUGUAUUAAAUAAAGGAUGGAUGGAUGUUGUAUUA